AUGGUCACGAUGACCAAGCCGCAAAGGCUGCUCUUCCUCCAGCCUGUACCGCACAGGGACCCACCUUUCUUGCCUUUUUUUCUCUUCUUCUGUCGACCCGCAACCGUAGGCUACUGUCGUCGGACUGGCGGUUUGACUCCUCACUCGACUGCCUCAACCGGCCAGGUUAGUGGGCUCGCAUCAACCCACCUGAUUAUGGGAGCCAGAUGGGAGGUGUACGGCAAAGAUAUGCGAACAUUUGACGUUCAAGGUGUGCUUGCCUAG
Molecule: messenger RNA, 264 nt
Organism: Protopolystoma xenopodis
Lineage: Eukaryota; Metazoa; Platyhelminthes; Monogenea; Polystomatidea; Polystomatidae
Source: the annotation of a GenBank genome assembly